AGUAAAUGAGGAUAAGUUCUCUAUUUGAAGGGAGUCAAUGGGUGACUUCCACAUCAGACUGCAGUUGCAAAAUGUUUGCAACAAGAAAAUCUGGGAUCUUCUAGUGGUGUAUGGAGUAGCUCAAACUGAACAUAAAGCUGCCUUUCUUGCUGAGCUGUCUAAGGAAUUCCAAGCCUCUAGGAGACCCAUAGUGAUAGGUGGUGAUUUUAAUAUCCUGAGGAAAGAGAGUGAGAAAAAUAAAGCUGGAGGUUAUAACAAAUGGAGUUUCCUUUUUAAUGCAAUUCUUGAACAAAACAGCAUGAGAGACAUCCAAAUGGGAGUGAGACAAUUCACUUGGUGUAACAAUCAGGAAAAUCCUACCUUAGAGAAGUUGGACAGAGUUUUCAUAAACAAUGAGUGGGAAGCUGAUUACCCCCUUACUUCUGUUCACUCUUUGGUUAGGGCACUUUCUGACCAUAACCCCAUACUAUUAGAUACUGGAAAUCCUGACAAAAGAGGAGACAUUUUCAGAUUUGAACUUAGUUGGUUUUUGAGGGAGGACUUAGAUAGCAUUGUGCAGGAAGUCUGGAAUGAUUCUUACUCAGGCAGCACUAUUGAAAGGUGGCAGAAGAGAUUUGGCUGUCUGAGGAGAAAGCUGAAAGGCUGGAACAAAAACUGGGAGGGUGAAUACAAGAGAAGGAAAUAUGAAAUUUUGAGUAAGAUUGAUGUUAUAGACUCUAAAAUUGAAACCUGUGGCAUGAAUUGGAGGGAUAGAGAGGAAAGAAGAGAGUUGGAGCUUAAUCUGAAAUUCACUAUUAGGGAAGAAAAAACAAAGUGGUUUCAGAGGAGCAAAGAGAAAGAAACUUUGGAAGGGGAUUGCAACACCAAAUACUACCAUGCAAAAGCAAAUGGUAGGAAGAGGAAGAGUAGAAGUUUUUCUUUAUCUCAGGAUGAAGGCCUUUGAAGGUCAAGCUGAGCUGUUGAGAUACAUCACUGCUUUCUACAAGGAUCUUUUUGGUCAUUCAAAACUGAACAACAUAAAAUUAGAUAUGGGAGGUGCUACCAAGAUAACAGAGGAAGAUGCAGCUUUGCUGAUUAAACCUUUUUCUCUGGAGGAAGUGAAAAAAGUGGUUUUUUAUUUGAAACAAAACAAAGCCCCUGGUCCUGAUGGGUUCCCUGGGGACUUUUACAGGAAGUUUUGGGACUUGAUUAAAACAGAUUUUCUUGAACUUCUUAAUGAUUUUCAUAAGGGUGUUUUGGACAUUGAGAGGCUUAAUUUUGGUAUCAUCACUUUGGUCCCAAAAUCAAAAGAUGCAGCACAAAUCCAAAAGUUCAGACCUAUAUGUCUUCUGAAUGUAAGCUUUAAGAUCAUAACAUAAGUGCUGAUGAAUAGGCUGGACAACGUUAUAAAUUAUAUAAUCGCAAGAAACCAGACUGCAUUUCUCAAAAACAGAUUUAUUAUGGAGGGGAUAGUAAUACUUCAUGAAGUAUGGAAUACUUCUCACAAAAAGAAACAAAGUGGGAUUCUUUUCAAAGUGGAUUUUGAAAAAGCUUAUGAUAAGGUUGAUUGGACCUUUGUGUAUAGAAUGCUAAUUGCAAAAGGUUUCCCCACAUUAUGGUGUGAUUGGAUUAUGAAAGUGGUGAGAGGGGGCAAAGUUGCAGUGAGAGUUAAUGAUGAGUUGGGUCCUUAUUUUAACACACAUGAGGGGCUUAGACAAGGGGACCCACUUUCUCCUCUGCUUUUCAACCUGGCAGCAGAAGCUUUGACUGUUUUGAUACAAAGAGCUGAAGAUAAUAAGUUGAUUGAAGGUCUGAAUGUGAGCAAUAACAACAAAGUGACUAUCCUUCAAUAUGCAGAUGACACCAUCUUUCUGCUGUCAGAUGACUUAGAACAAGCCAAACAUCUGAAAUUCAUUCUCUGCUUGUUUGAACAACUAUCUGGACUCAAAAUAAAUUUCAACAAGAGUGAGGUGUUUUGUCUAGGUGAGGCAAGAGAGAAACAGGGCCUCUACAGUCAAAUUUUCACUUGUAAAAUAGGUGCUUUGCCUAUGAGAUAUUUGGGGGUUCCUAUUGAUAAAAAAAGAUUGCAUAAUAGUGAUUGGAAGGCUGCUGAAAACAAGAUGGAACAUAAACUGAGAUGUUGGCAAGGUAGAUUACAAUCAAUUGGAGGGAGACUGAUUCUCAUCAACUCAAGUCUCAGUAUUGUCCCUUUGUACAUGAUCUCUUUUUAUAGAUUAUUACCAUAGGGUGUUAAGGAAAAAAUGGAUUUCUUUCGAAGAAGACUUUUGUGGUAGGAAGAACAGGGGAAAAAAGAUAUCACUUGGUUCAGUGGCCCAUACUUUGUUCUCCAAAAGAUCAUGGAGGUUUAGGCAUUCUAGAUUUAGAUACAAUGAACAUUGCUCUUCUUUGCAAAUGGAUAUGGAAAAUUGAAAAUGAAUCAGGUUGGUGGCAAGAUAUACUAAGAGAUAAGUAUCUCAAAAACAAAAAUCUUGCUGGUAUCUCUGUCAAAGCUGGUGAUUCACACUUCUGGCAAGGGCUCAUGGAAGUUAAAAACAUCUUCUACAAGUUCUGUUCGAAGAAAGUUGGUGAUGGGGAAAAUACAUGCUUUUGGGAAGACAAUUGGAUUGGUGGUAGACCAUUAAACAUUCAAUUCCCUUCUCUGUAUGACAUAACUUUUACAAAAAGUUGGAAGCAAAUCGAAGAAGAUUGGUACUGGGAGCCAGACUCAUAAAGCAGGUGGCAAGUGAGGUCUUUAGUUCAAGACACAGCUGGAGACCAGGUGCCAGAAGACUGAAGAUGUGAAGAAGGAGGAGUUGUUGAUGUCCCUGCUUCAAAGACUAAAGUUGAUCUAGCAGUACCUUUCUACCGUAGUGAUUUGUUUAUCAAUCUGUCAGCAGUUCUUCUGUUUCUUUUAAAAACUGUUACUUCCGGUAGGAGGUGGUUUCCCUAGGCUAUUCUGAAUAGCUUCUGUCUCAAUCUAGUUCCAUCCUUUUUUUUCUUUUGCUGUAAUGGCUUCCUGUAGAGACCUUUUAUCAUUUCUCUUAAUGGAAAUGGGGGCUUCAAGCCCUAGUUCUAAAAA
Molecule: messenger RNA, 3058 nt
Organism: Oryza sativa Japonica Group (Japanese rice)
Lineage: Eukaryota; Viridiplantae; Streptophyta; Magnoliopsida; Poales; Poaceae
Source: RefSeq, a predicted model, not a curated record